This is a messenger RNA of Dreissena polymorpha, 991 nucleotides long. Its product is annotated as testicular haploid expressed gene protein-like. The record is from RefSeq and is a predicted model, not a curated record. NCBI's taxonomy places the organism in Eukaryota, Metazoa, Mollusca, Bivalvia, Myida, Dreissenidae. Bases 56 to 823 code for a protein of 255 amino acids. Gene Ontology annotation, biological process: spermatogenesis. The transcript has 5 exons.
UAAUCGAAAGCGUCCAUGGCUACGGUUGAUAUGUGCGCGCGUCGCAGUUCUAAAAAUGUCCGCCGCAGUGGAAGAACAAAGUAACCGAAGAAUAGAUGUGUUGUCGCGGCCGAAACAGGUCCCGCCUGGAUUUCUAGAGGACCGACGGUCAGUGUACUGGGUAGACUAUGUCCCACCGCGGCCCGGACCGGACAACACCACACAGAUCAUUGCCACACAGAGGGUCCAACAGUUGGCCCAGCACAGAGCCCCACACCCCAGCUGGAAAGGGGACAGAAUCACGCCAGUGUGGGCAGUCUCAGAACAGGCAAAAAACGCCCCAACAACCGAGCGAAUCCUUCAGUUGAGCCGACACAAGACCAUCCAUCUGGACCACAAACUGGAAAGAUCGCCCUACAUGACCGUCGCAGAGAGUGCGAAGAACGCGUCCCCUAGUCAACGUAUAGAGCAGUUGGCUCUACCCAAACCUCGCCAGGACCGGUACGGCGUGUACGAGACGGAAUGGGGACAGUACAAUCCGGUACCAGAAACUGCACUGCGUUCAACCCACACGGAAAGAAUCGAGACCCUGGCCAUGGCAAAAAAUUACCACAAAGACUUCAAGGAUGAACGCCCUGUACAGUGGCUGGUGGAAAACUCUGCCCUCAACGCCAUAGCAACGUUGCGUCUGCAGCAGCUAGCUCGACCGAGGAGUCGGACAAUGAUCAAAGAUGAUUACGAUCCGUACAGAGUCUCGCCGUCUGCUAAACGGGCUCGCUGCACUCCCAGAGUUGAAGAGCUCUGUGUACCCCUGCCCAGGAAAAUAAGAACAAAGAAAAUUUAAAUUUCUAAUUUCUUAAAUCAAAAGACGUUUAAGCAUGAUUUUUGGGGUAAAAAUAAAUAUUAUAGAUAGAUAGGUAAAUUUUAAAAUAUUUGAACUUGUUAAACUGUUAAGUUUGAAUUCUUGUUUUGAGAAAUUGGGGUUUAAAAUAUAUAGCUAGACACUGCUUUA